UCUCUGGGGUCCCCAAGUUCAUGUGAAACUCACGGCAACCCGAGUUGGAGGCACAAAAAAGACAUCUGUUACUUUCCUGACAAACGAUGUGGCCGAAGCAAAAUUAAGUGGUACAAACUACAAUGCAUGGCUCUGCGCAGUCUUGCUCUUGCGUACGUGGCCCCGCUGCUCUGGAUGCCGGGAUUUGGACGCUUCCAAGUCGUAGAGCUCUCAUGUCAUCAUUGUUGUCUGGGGGACCAAGAUGCAAAGGCCCUUGCAUUUAUUUUGCGUAAGCGUUGCUCUUCCGGCUACGUGUGUCUUCUGGAAACCAUUGACCUUUCAUUUAACAAUAUCACAGACGAUGGCGCCGAUGCACUUAAAAAGGCGAUCAAGUACAACAAGCGCAUUCGAAAUCUACUCCUUGCGGGAAACGAGGGCAUCCGAAAGACGCAAAUCCUUGUGUCGAUAAAUAAACGACUCAAACGAAACAAGGAGGGACGAGACAAUUGGACUCUGCUGCAACACUUGAAGUGGUUGAUCAAAGGCUAUUAG
This is a messenger RNA of Trypanosoma cruzi, 531 nucleotides long. RefSeq lists its product as uncharacterized. The annotation marks the transcript as partial. NCBI's taxonomy places the organism in Eukaryota, Euglenozoa, Kinetoplastea, Trypanosomatida, Trypanosomatidae. Gene Ontology annotation, molecular function: protein binding. The transcript has a single exon. The record is from RefSeq and is a predicted model, not a curated record.